AUGUCACGAUCAGGUAUCAAAAGGAAACAGCCACCGGGCGAAUCGCCCGACGAGGCUCAGCUUCGAUUAAUGCAGCAGGCUGCAAGUGCUGAGCAGUAUGCAAAUGCACCCCACCAUCUUUCUGCACAAGCGACAGGCCAAUUCACUCCACAUCAAGGCUCAAUAUCGUCACAAUCAUCUGGUUUUCGACACGACUCUUACGCCUCCUCGGCUGGGCCCUCAGUAGGAGACGGCAGCUACACGAGCAUAGAGCAGUCCCCCGGCGGCGUUUCUCCUAACUCUGAUACGCAACAUUAUCAACUCAAUAAUCAAGAUUCUCAAUAUUCCACUAUUCAAAUGAGUGCGCAGAACGCCCGUUCAGGCCCCUACCCGCAACAACCGUCCGACAAUCGCAGUACGCCAACACAAAAGUCGCAGGAUAGUUCAAGAAAGCAAAGCGCGAACCUACAAGCCCCAUACCAGUGUGAAUGCUGUUUGAAGAAACCAAAGAAAUUUCAAACUUUAGAAGAAUUGAAUCAACAUCAAGGCGAAAAGCAAUACUCCUGUUUGUAUUGCAAGAAUAAAUUCAAGAACAAGAACGAAGCCGAGCGUCACCAGAACUCCAUCCAUCGACGAGACAGUUCUUGGUCAUGCGCUGCACUUGCGGAUGACUUUGUUACUGCCUUCUUUCCCAACAAUGCCCCACCUUCAGGGACGAGUCCAAUCCAACAGCAGGCUCCCCAGACCUCCAAUGGCGUUGCGGCUUGUGAUAUCUGCGGAUACUGCGGCGAGGAGUUCACGAACGAGCCGCAACCAGAUUGGGAAAAGCGGCAUCAACAUCUUAUUACACAACAUAAAUUCGGUGACUGCAAUCGGUCGAAGAAGUUCUAUCGCGCGGACCAUUUUCGUCAGCACCUGAAGCAUAGUCAUGGCGGUAAAAGCGGAAAACAUACAAAUGCAUUAGAACAGGCUUGCUUACGGAAUGAGGCUCCCCAAUUAUCGAGUGACAAUAGCCAGUCCAACACCCCUCCACAGCCACCGGGAGGUGCUCCAAUUGCACACAUGGGCAGCUUAGCGACGCCUAUGGGUCACCAUGGGAUUUCCCAGCAUGAUCUGAAUCAAGCGCAGCUACAGCAGCAGAUGAAUGUACCUCCGGGGAGCAUGGGACCACCACAAAUGGUCCCGCAAUUCGACGCGAGCAAGAUUGAUCCUUCCAUAGGGUACAUGACAGCACCCCAUCAUCAUCAACAACACGCAUUGCAUAUACAAGGGGCCGGGAGCGGUGGUUACGGAAUGUCUAACGAAUCUUCUUAA
This is a messenger RNA of Bacidia gigantensis, 1293 nucleotides long. RefSeq lists its product as uncharacterized. The transcript is spliced from 2 exons. Bases 1 to 1293 code for a protein of 430 amino acids. The record is from RefSeq and is a predicted model, not a curated record. Lineage: Eukaryota; Fungi; Ascomycota; Lecanoromycetes; Lecanorales; Ramalinaceae.